AUGGUGAAGACGAGAAAGAAUAACGUUGAAGAACACCAGUCCGAGGACGAGCAUCAGUCAGGAGCCGAGACGACGGAAGAGACAAACUUGAACAGUAUGAUGCGACAGAUGAAAGAGGAGAUGGCCGCUAUGAAGCAACAGCGGGAGAGAGAUGCGGCCGAAAUGGCUGCGCUACGGGCGGAAAAUGCCACCCUCAAAAACCAAUACCACGAUCCUACAUGGAAGCCCUCCGAGACAACCCACACUCAAGGGUCGUUCCAUUCGCAUGGCCAGCACACCUCGGUCCCUUAUACUUCUGUUGCCCCUGCCGCCCACGCCUCGGCCAGUCGACCGAUACAGCCCAUGCCGGCAGGAUCACACCGACAUCCCUUUACACCCAAUAUCAUGCAGUCCGUCCUCCUUGACAAUUGGAAGUCCUUGUCUCUCGACAAGUACGACGGAACCACCGAUCCAGAUGAACAUGUUGACGUGUUCUUGACUCAGGUCACAUUAAGCACCACCGAUGACGCCGCCCUGUGCCGAAUUUUCCCGACGUCGCUAAAAGGACGAGCGUUGAGCUGGUUCACUCGGCUCCCGGCCAAUUCGAUCGACUCAUUCGGCACCUUAGCCUCUCAGUUUACCAUCCAGUUCGCUACAAGCCGACCACACCAGUUAACUUCUCUAUCACUAGUCACCAUCCGCCAGGAGAAAAAGGAGUCUCUCCGGGCGUUCAUGAGCCGAUUCAACAAGGCGGCAUUAGAGAUCAGGGACCUCAACCCAGCCGUCGCCUUACACCAUCUAACCACCGCGUUGAAGCCGGGUCCCUUUGCCAACAGUAUUUGUAAAAAGCCACCGGCAAACAUGGAUGACCUUCGGCGCAGGGCCGAUAAGUAUAUGCAGAUGGAAGAACUAGCCGAGUUUCGCAACCAGGCCAGAGCAGAAGUGGUGAGCAAGACAGAAAAGCCAAUAGAAAACAAUUUUCGCGGUCGUCCAAAAGAACUCGUACCCCGCGAGCGGCCACCCCGUGGUCCGAAGUAUACACAGUACACACCACUGAACACCAGCCGGUCAGCAGUACUAGAACAAGCAUUGGCUUCAGAAGUGCUGACUAUCCCGAAGAGAGCAUCGACCCCUCCCCGAGCCGACACAACCAAAUCCUGCAGAUUUCACCGCAAUCGUGGGCAUUCAACUGACGAAUGUUCAGCCUUGAAAGACAAAAUUGAAGAUUUGAUCAAGCAAGGACAGUUGCAAGGUUUUGUGAACCGUCCCGACCGGCCCCGACACGGCGAACAAUCACAGAGACGUGACCAUUCCGAACACCGCAGAGCAGAAACGCGCUCGUAUAGAGAGCGCAGUCGGUCACGGGAUAGGCAUGAAGAACAGCAAGCAACACAGCCACGGCGAGUUAUUAACACCAUUGCUGGCGGAUUUGCUGGCGGGGGCUCAUCUUCGUCGGCACAACGAAGACACCUGCGAGCUGUCCGACACGUGCAUGCCGUGGAAACAAACCGUUGCCGUUUGCCAACCAUUACCUUCACCGAGGCCGACUUCAAGGGAAUCGACCCAGAUCAGGACGAUCCGAUGGUGAUCAGCGUUGAAAUUCACAAUUGCAUCGUCCGUAAGACAUUGGUUGAUCAAGGAAGUUCAGCGGACAUACUAUAUUGGAAUACGUUCAAGCAGUUGGGAAUUCCAGAGUCCGAACUGGUCCCUUACGAUGAACCUUUGGUGGGAUUCUCUGGUGAACGAGUCAAAACAAAAGGAUAUAUCAAGUUAUCAACACGAUUUGGGUUCGAAGGGGCGGAAUACCGAGACAUCUCGGUUAAAUACGUGGUCGUUCAUGCGAGCACCUCCUAUAACAUUCUGCUCGGUCGGCCAUCCCUGAAUCGGCUCGGAGCAAUUGUGUCUACUCCUCAUUUAGCUAUGAAGUUUCCGGCACAGUCAGGACGGGUUAUCACGGUACACGCCGAUCAAAAAACCGCACGCGAAUGCUACUUUGCCAGCUUGCGGCUACCGAAAGUGCAAGACGAAACGAUCAAAGAGCCACAGAAAGUCCACUCGGUAACCCAACAGUCCUCCAUAGACCUCGACCCCCGAAUCGGGCACGACGAAAGGGUCGAGCCUAUUGAAGAAAGGCAACCACUCCAAGUUGGAACCCUUGAUACCCAACUGACUUAUUUGGGAACUGUUCUGACGGAACAAGAGAAAGCAGCCAUCGGACAGGUAAUACUUGAUAACCGAGAUCUAUUUGCAUGGCACCCCUCCGAUAUGCCGGGUAUCGAUCCAGAGUUUUUGUGCCAUAAGCUCUCAAUUAGUAGGGAGGCAAGGCCGAUCGCCCAGCGGCGUCGGAAGACCGGAGAGGAGAAGAAGGCGGCAAUCGAUGCUGAGGUAGCCAAAUUAUUAGAAGCACAGUUUAUACGGGAGAUCCACUACACGACGUGGUUGGCUAAUGUGGUCAUGGUCCGAAAGCCGAACGGGAAAUGGCGUAUGUGUACCGAUUACACGAACUUGAAUAAAGCUUGCCCGAAAGACGCCUACCCGUUGCCCAAUAUUGAUCGUCUCGUAGAUGGGGCGUCUGGCCACCGUUUCCUAUCCUUCUUAGACGCGUAUUCGGGGUAUAACCAAAUUCGCAUGCACCCUCACGAUGAAGACAAAACAGCAUUCAUCACCGAGACAGCCAACUAUUGCUACCGUGUAAUGCCGUUCGGUCUGAAGAACGCCGGUGCCACAUACCAGCGCCUGAUGAAUAAAAUUUUCCAUAGUCAGAUUGGUCAGUGCCUCGAAGUUUAUGUUGAUGACAUGGUCGUCAAAUCUGAUGAAGUUUCUGCCCAUGUACGCCACCUGGCCGAGGUAUUCCAAGCACUCAGACAACACCAAAUGAGGCUGAACCCCGAAAAAUGUGUGUUCGGCGUAUCGGGUGGAAAAUUUUUGGGAUUCAUGUUGUCCAGCCGGGGCAUCGAGGCAAACCCAGACAAGUGCCAAGCCAUACUGGAGAUGAAGAGUCCCACCACUCUCAAAGAUGUACAAAAGUUGGCAGGGCGGCUGACUUCGCUUUCACGGUUUCUUCCCCGGCUUGCCGAGAUAUCUCAACCUAUCCUCGCCCUGCUGAAGAAAGCAAAGCAGUUUACAUGGACUCAUGAAUGUGAAGAAGCGUUCCAACAGUUUAAGCAUCGUCUUAGUUCACCUCCCAUACUGUCCAAACCUACUGCCGGCUCCGACAUGGUCAUUUACCUUGCCGUGUCAGGGCAUUCGGUCAGCGCUGUCUUAAUACAGGAACAGAGGGAUCAAAGGCCGAUAUACUUCACCAGUCGAACACUGCAAGAAGCCGAGAAGCGUUACCAGUUAAUCGAAAAGGUAGCUCUAGCGCUCGUCUACACGGCUCGCAGGCUCAGGCAAUACUUCCAGAGUCAUAGGGUGGUUGUCCGAACCGACUGCCCGAUUGCGAAAGUUCUUCGUAAACCGGAAAUCGCUGGCAGGAUGAUGGCCUGGUCGGUCGAACUCUCAGAGUUUGACAUAUCGUUCGAGCCGAGAGGACCCAUCAAAUCACAGCAUUUGGCCGACUUCGUCAAUGAGCUUACCCCAGCAGGUAGUUUUCACGACGAGCCGUGGACAAUGCAUGUCGACGGCUCAUCCAGUGCGCAGGGAAGCGGAGCGGGAAUAAUUCUAGCCAGCCCUUCGGGCAUCACGGUCGAACAGUCACUCCGGUUCGGUUUUCGGGCAUCUAAUAACCAAGCCGAGUACGAAGCACUGCUGGCCGGUAUGAGACUAGCAGCUGAGAUGGGUGUGACAAAGGUCGUAUGCUGUACCGAUUCAAAGAUCGUGGCCGAACAGGUCAACGACAAUUUUCAAAUUAAGGAUGCUAAUUUGUUGCAGUAUUACCACCUCUUCCAGAAGCUCAAAGAGGAGUUCACUGACGUACAAAUCCGACACGUUCCCAGGAGCACCAACGAACGAGCCGAUCAGUUGGCUCGGCUUGCUAGUAGUCGAAAACCAGGACAGCUGAGAACAACCAUUCACCUAGAAAUCCCUGCCCCAAGUGUGGCGAUCGAGUGCAUGGCGGCCGAUAUUGACACACCGAACUGGAUGACUCCUAUUCGGAACUACAUCCUCCAACAAGAGUUGCCCACCGAUCCGAAGGAGGCAAAAAAGCUUCGCACUCAGGCCGCUCGGUACUCCAUAGUGGCUAACGACCUCUACAGGCGAGGAUUCUCCACUCCGUUGCUCAAGUGCAUUGAUAACUCGCAGGCGGAUUAUGUGAUGCGGGAAGUUCAUGAAGGUAUCUGUGGGUCCCAUUCCGGAGGCCGUACCCUAGCUGCAAAAGUGUCACGAGCUGGUUAUUAUUGGCCAACUCUGAAAGGGGAUUGCGCUGAGUUCGUCAAACGUUGCAUACAAUGUCAGCGACAUGGAAACCUCAUCCAUGCCUCCGCCGCCGAGCUGCACAGCAUCAGCUCUCCAUGGCCGUUUGCCUUAUGGGGCAUUGACGUACUUGGCCCGUUCCCCGUGGCAAAGGGACAGGUUAAGUUCCUCCUCGUGGCAGUAGAUUACUUCACAAAGUGGAUUGAGGCCGAGCCGCUCGCCUGCAUCUCCGCUGCUAACGUCCAAAAGUUUGUAUGGAAGAACAUCAUCACCCGUUUUGGCAUCCCAUAUGCCAUCAUCUCCGAUAACGGCUUACAAUUUACAGACAAAAAGUUCAACUCAUUCCUCGAAAACCUUGGCAUUCGGCACAGAUUUACAUCGGUGGAGCACCCUCAGUCAAACGGCCAAGCCGAAGCAGCCAACAAGGUUAUCCUGACUGAAUUAAAAAGAAGACUCGGCUCGGCAAAAGGAGUGUGGGCCGAUGAAUUGCCAGAGGUUCUCUGGGCGUACCGGUGUACACCACAAUCCACUAAUAGAGAAACACCCUUCCGCCUCACAUACGGCACUGAUGCGAUGAUCCCGGUUGAGGUUGGAGAACCAUCUUUCCGGCGACAAAGCUUUCAGGAGGAAUCUAACGACGACGCACUCCGAGCCGAACUCGAUGUCCUCGAGGAAGUGCGGGACAAGGCACAGGUGGUGGCCGAGGCAUGCAAACAGCGAAUGACUCGGCGCUUUAAUUCCAAUCUAAAGCCAAGAACUUUUCACGAGGGCGACCUUGUGUGGCGUGCAACGGGGGCAGCCAGGCGUAACUCUUCUGAAGGAAAGCUCUCUGCCAAUUGGGAUGGACCAUUCCGGAUACGACAUGCACUCCACAAUGGGGCCUACAAGCUAGAAGAGCUGUCCGGCAAGGUUAUUCCAAGAACCUGGAAUUCUACCCACCUAAAGACAUACUACAGUUAA
Molecule: messenger RNA, 5292 nt
Organism: Cajanus cajan (pigeon pea)
Lineage: Eukaryota; Viridiplantae; Streptophyta; Magnoliopsida; Fabales; Fabaceae
Biological process (GO): DNA integration
Molecular function (GO): RNA-DNA hybrid ribonuclease activity; nucleic acid binding
Source: RefSeq, a predicted model, not a curated record